Messenger RNA from Aspergillus puulaauensis, 1572 nucleotides. RefSeq lists its product as uncharacterized. Gene Ontology annotation, molecular function: carbohydrate:proton symporter activity. Gene Ontology annotation, cellular component: membrane. The transcript has 7 exons. Gene Ontology annotation, biological process: carbohydrate transport; transmembrane transport. Lineage: Eukaryota; Fungi; Ascomycota; Eurotiomycetes; Eurotiales; Aspergillaceae. Bases 1 to 1572 code for a protein of 523 amino acids. The record is from RefSeq and is a predicted model, not a curated record.
AUGGGGAAAGACACUUUUACUCUCGCUGGCCGCGAGUGGCCCAAGGUGAAAUGGUGGAGGAUGAAGGGCAUGCGCUUCGUCUAUCUCACCCUCUGGGCAGCUAUGAUUACCUCUGCAACAAACGGUUAUGAUGGCUCGCUGAUGAACGGUCUGGAGGCACUCGAGACCUGGAAUGCGUCAUACAAUUACCCUACAGGAGCAACCCUCGGUCUUCUCGCUGCGUCCAUGUCCAUCGGCACCGUUGUUGCCAUUCCCAUUGUGCCCUAUGUCGCUGACCUUUUCGGCCGUCGCUUCGGAGUCGUCCUGGGCUGCACGAUCAUGCUGUUUGGCGUCGCAAUGGUCUCAAUCGGAUACAAGAUCGAGCUGUUUGUGUUCGGUCGUAUUAUCCUGGGAUUUGGACUCGGAAUUGCACAGGAAUGCUCGCCCCUGCUGGUCACCGAGCUCGUCCAUCCCCAGCACCGCGCGGUCUACAGCACCAUCUACAACUCCUUGUGGUAUGUAGGUAGUCUGAUCGGUGCAUGUGUCGCACUUGGCACGAACCAGAUUGAUGGAAGCGACUGGUCCUGGCGUGUACCCUGUCUCUUGCAAGGCGUCCCGUCAAUUUGCCAACUUGUUUUUAUCUGGCUGGUGCCCGAAUCGCCUCGCUGGCUGAUUUCAAAGGGCAAGCUGGACCAGGCGAAGAAGAUCCUGGCAUAUGUCCACGCUCAGGGUGACGAGAAUGACGAGCUGGUUAAUGUAGAGUUCGACGAGAUCCAGCAAACGAUCUCGCUCGAGAAGCAACUCGAGGGCAAUGGGUGGUCUCAAUUGUGGUCGACGCCUGGCAACCGACACCGGUCCAUCAUCCUGAUCUCUAUCGGGUUCUUCUCGCAAUGGUCUGGGAACGGAAUUGUCUCUUACUUUUUGCCCAAGUUCCUCGAGCUCAUCGGAGUAACAAACAGCCACACGGUCCUGACGAUCAACUCCAUCCUCAACGCUAUCAACGUCGUCUCCGCCACUGGCAUCUGCUUCUUCGUCGACAAAUUUGGACGUCGCCGCCUCUUCCUGACGUCCUGUAUUGGCAUGCUUCUGUCCUUCACUGCCAUGACCAUCGCUCUCGGACGCUACCCCGAAGGCCCCGGCGGCGAAGACAACAAUGCCGGAAACGCAGUCAUCGUCUUCAUCUUCUUCUACUACAUCUGCUACAACAUCGGAUUCAGCGGGCUGCUCGUGGGCUACUCCUCCGAGAUCCUCCCCUACAGCCUCCGCGCCAAAGGCCUGACGCUGAUGUUCUUCUGCGUGUCGCUCAGUCUCUUUUUCAACCAGUACGUCAACCCGAUCGCUAUCGAGGACAUUGGCUGGAAGUACUGCAUUGUGUACUGUGUCUGGCUGGUGUUUGAGCUGCUUGUUGUUUGGAAGUUCUACAUCGAGACCAGGAACACGCCGCUGGAGGAGAUUGCCAAGUACUUUGAUGGCGAUGAAGCAAUUAUCGGUGGCCAAGCGGCGACAGAGAAGGUGGUCGAGCUGGUUUCAGCGCAGCAUGGGGAAGAGAGCGAGAAGGGCCCGACUGCUUAUACUGACGUUCCCAAGUCGUAG